Messenger RNA from Melozone crissalis (California towhee), 1410 nucleotides. RefSeq names its product mitochondrial ribosomal protein L39 (gene MRPL39). The record is from RefSeq and is a predicted model, not a curated record. The transcript has 10 exons. Gene Ontology annotation, cellular component: mitochondrion. The coding region runs from base 28 to 1053 and encodes 341 amino acids. Gene Ontology annotation, molecular function: nucleotide binding; RNA binding. NCBI's taxonomy places the organism in Eukaryota, Metazoa, Chordata, Aves, Passeriformes, Passerellidae.
AGGAGGCACCGGGGCUGCUGCGGGAGCAUGGCCGCGCCGUGGGCCGCCCGCGGGCUGCGGGCCGCGAAACGGUACAUCUCCACAGUGGCCGUCUCUCGGCUGAUGCCCGAUGAGGUGGUUCGGAUGCGAAAUGAACUCUUCACCAAAGAGAAGGAGAGACAAUUGUCCCUGCACCCACGGAUUGAGAAGAUUGAAGUGAAAUACACGGGGAAGCCACACCCUGGCACUGUGUUUGUCAUGAACAAGGCUCUGUCCACGCCCUACAACUGUGCCAUGCAUUUAAGUGAAUGGCAUUGCAAGAACUCUGUUCUGGCUUUUGUGGAUGGUGAAGUCUGGGACAUGUACAGACCCCUGACCAAAUCAUGUGAAAUUCAGUUCCUUACCUUCAAAGAUGAAGAUCCAGAGGAAGUAAACAAGGCAUAUUGGCGCUCCUGUGCCAUGAUCAUGGGCUGUGUGCUAAAGAGAGCAUUCAAGGAUGAAUACUCAGUCAACCUAGUUAAAGCUCCAGAAGUGCCAGUGAUCUCUGGAGCCUUCUGUUAUGAUGUGGUUUUGGACAAUAAACUGAAUGACUGGAAACCAACAAAUGACAACUUCUGUUCUCUUACAAGGGAUGCCAAAAAACUAAUCUAUCAAGACCUGCCCUUUGAAACUCUGCAUGUUGAAGCAAAAGUAGCACGUGAAAUGUUUCAGCACAAUAAAUACAAAAUGGAGAUGAUAGAAAGAAAAGCUGCUCAGAAUAUGGAAGGAAUUGUGCCAUUACAUAGGUUUGGUGACUUUGUAGAUGUCAGUGAAGGUCCUCAUAUUCCAAGGACAAGUUUCUGUUUCCAGUAUGAUAUAACAGCAGCCCAUAAUCUUCAGACUGACCAAUCUGAAUUGAUAAGGAGAUUCCAGGGUGUGUCCUUGCCAAUACAUUUGAAGGCUCACCACACUGUGUGGCACAAGCUGCUGGAAAGAUCAAAGAGGCUGGUCACUGAAGAAGAAUAUUUGGAAACAUCAGAGCAAUGUCUUGAGACAAAAGAUGAAACUGAAGAAGGAAAACAUGUAUCAGUUUAAAUUAGGUUGAACCUCUAAAUGUACAUAAUAAACUGUGUAUUUUUACAUGACUUGUUUUGUGCCUCUUACAAAAAUAUCUUGGGUAAUUAAUUUGAAUUCUGUGACAUAAAUCAUAGGUAAGUAUAGGCACAGGUAUACACAAAAUGUUUCAGCUCCCUUUAAAGGUUUCCUUAAAGAAAAAAAGGGUGGGUGAAGGGAAGUUAAUUUUUUAUCUGCAAUAACUUGCAAGUUGCCCCUGUCCUUACCUGGACAACAGUAAUUGCAUGUGUCCAUCCAUAUGUUGUUGCCUACUGCAACCAAAAGUUGAGACAAAUAGUAUCUUAAAAAGAUACCCUUAAGAGUGUGUAAAGGUAUAAU